AUGGGGUGCAACAUCUCUGUGGAACAGCUGAUGGAUACAUUGUUCAUUGUGACAUUUAUUGGAUUAGAUAAUUCAGGCAAAUCAAAUAUAGUUCAUAAACUUGUUUCUACUGAUGGAUCAGAAUAUGUUCCGGUUCCAACAGCAGGUUGUGAGUUUUAUAAUCUCUCCAGUAGUGGCUUAAAAAUAGUAGAUAUGGGCGGAAUAGGCAAAUACCGUGAUCAAUGGCCAAGUUAUAUCAAACAAAGUGAUGGCGUUGUAUUUGUUAUUGAUAAAUCAGAUCAUAUUAGAAUGAGUCGUGUUAGAGAAGAAAUUGCUGAAGUAUUAGAGCUUGUUUCUAAACUUAGUAUUCCAAUUCUAAUUUUAGCUAAUAAAUCGGAUUUAGAUCAGAUGCUUAACGAACAGGACAUUGCAUCAAUAGUUCAGAUUUCAGAAUAUCAUGUUGAAUACGAAAUUAAACUUUGUUCGGCAAAAACGGGCGAAGGAAUUACUCAAGGACGCGAUUGGCUUAUGAGCCACAUGAAACCUAAGCAACAGACAAUGCAGCAGCUACCAAUUUAA
Molecule: messenger RNA, 558 nt
Organism: Trichomonas vaginalis G3
Lineage: Eukaryota; Parabasalia; Trichomonadida; Trichomonadidae
Product: GTP binding
Exons: 1
Coding region: 1-558 (185 amino acids)
Biological process (GO): cilium assembly
Cellular component (GO): cytoplasm; microtubule cytoskeleton
Molecular function (GO): GTP binding; GTPase activity
Source: RefSeq, a predicted model, not a curated record